GUGACUGUGGUAAGGGAUGAGGGGAGGAUCUUACUGGAUCUGUGAGUCAGACGUGUCAGGAGCCCGUCCUAGAGAACGUUUCCUUGUACUGGAAGGACCAUUCGGUCCUAUGAAGUGGCCGUUCUUCGCACAUUUUCUGUGAACAGUUAUGGCAGCGGUUAUUGUGUUCCUGCUCCCAUGGGUUCUCCUUCUGCUGUGUGUCACCAAUGGAAGGCCCAGUCCAGUCAGUGAAGCCGAGGAAGUUCCAGAACCUUUCAACUUGACGGUUAAUUCAUAUAAUUUCAAUACAACUUUCCACUGGGACUACAAUAGAAUGGAAAUUAAGCCUUAUUUUUCUGUGGAAAUAUGUCAACCCAUAGACAUGAAUUGGAAAGGUAUUGAGACUUGCCAGAAUAUUUCACAUCGCUACUGUGACCUUACCCAUGAGAUAGAUUCAGAUCCUCUAAACAACUAUAAAGUUAGAGUUAAAGCCUUAGUUGGAUCUAAAAUAAGUAGCGCUGCAAAAGUGGAGUUCAGUGUAAGCAAUGUAGGAAUUAUUGGUCCUCCAGAGUUAAAAGUACUCAAGAGAGAAGAGAUCGUUGAGAUUGAGAUUACUCACCCGAAAGUACCCUCUAUUCAUGAAAUAGAACUAUACUAUAAAGUAUACUAUGGAAAUGAAAGUAAGAUGGCAACAGAUUGUGACAGUUUAGCAUGUACAGUUACAUUUUCUAUUUCGGAUCUUGAGACUUACUGUUUUUCUGCAGAAGGUGUAUCAGAUUUUUUUAUUGGGAUGACAAUGGAGAGAUCCAAGGAGAUGUGUUUUUCUGAUGAAAAAGGUAUAUCGCAUCAGGCUAAACUAAUCAUAAUUGGAGUUGCUGUUGUUUUUCUUGUCAUUCUUGCCAUUUCUUGCUUUAUUAUUGCAAGAUGGACUAAAGCCAGGAGUUUGUUGCCACAGUCAUUGACUCUCCUGAAGAAGCGGUACAAACGCAAAACCGGUCGAGAAAUUGUCUGGCUGGCUCCACGUAUUAGACCUAGAUGGUUUUGUUAUCUUUACAUUACCUUAUCUGAUUUGUGGGGCUUGUUCCUAAUGUUUUUAUGUCUUUUUAUAUUUGUAUUUUUUGUAUGUAAAUAAAUCUUGUUUUAUACCUAUUCAUGGUUUCCUAUCAGUGCCUCGAAAGUCUCAACCAACACCCCCUUUUUUUGACCUAAGAGUAUUUAUGCUGACGGGUCCCAAGCAACCGCUAGCUUGUAUUCAAAUUGGUCUCAUCCCUUAUAGUUUAGGGUUGUAAAGAAAAGCUGUGACCAAAGAGGCCUCAGAUUGUAGGGGGGUGUUGUGAUUCAGUUGUCUCCAAAUAGUGCGUAAGAGGCUCAUGGUAUGUAGCAGGGCGGUGGAGGGGACAUCUGCAUUAGUGUUCCACAAUAAAUUGUUUGGGUGGAUGGGGGCUAGCCAAAUUUUAUCUAUUUGAGACCCAGCGAUUAUAGGCCGGAAGGGUAACCCAGGAAGCUAUAGCCCUUAGUUGUGCUGCAUAAUAGUAGCGCUGGAGGUGUGGAAAGGCCAGACCCCCGUCCUUUCGGGAGGCACACAGUAUAGAGCAUGCUAGUCGGUGCUGUUUAUAAUUCCACGCAAAGUCUAGGAGGUCGGUCUGGAGCCUCCCAAGCUGGGCGGACGGGAUAGGCACCGGGAGGGUCAUGAAGUGGUACAAUAGUUUAGGUAGUACGUUCAUCUUGACCGAGGCAAUGCGUCCAAACCAAGACAUCGGGUAAUGUCUCCAUUUGGCCAAUAGGGAUCGUAUAGAUGCAAACAGGGGUCUGAAGUUAGCAUCAUAUAGAGAGUCAUAUUGGGGAGUAAGGAAUACCCCCAAAUAUUUAAUGGCAUGGGACUUCCACGUGUAUGAGAAGUUUUCCGAUAGGCUGUGCACUUCCGCGGGGGGGGGAGAUUAAGUGGGAGGGCUUCCGAUUUAGCUGGAUUAACCUUAUAUCCUGAUAGGGACCCAUAUUCCUUAAAAUGUUUGUGGAGUUUGGGGAGGGUGAUAUGCGGGCGUGUUAGGGUGAGGAGAACGUCAUCCGCAAACAAUUAUAUUUUAAAUUUGCGUCCUCUGACCAUUACGCCAGUGACGUUGGGAUCUCGUCAGAUCUGGGCCGCCAGGGGUUCGAUACACAGGGCGAAGAGCAGUGGAGAAAGUGGACAGCCCUGCCUAGUCCCAUUCGAAAUAGGAAAGGAGGCAGAGGCCGCAAAAGGUGUUUUGAUGGAGGAAGAUGGAGUUGCAUAUAAAUGCCUGAUCGCCCGAAGGAACAGCCCCCGGAAGCCCAGAUGUUCGAGGGUGGCAAACAUAAAAGGCCAGCUGAGCCUGUCAAAUGCUUUCUCAGCAUCUAAGCUGAGCAAGAGCGCCUCGUCUUUUUGUCUGUUAAUGAUGUCAAUUAAGUUGAUGACUCUUCUGGUGUUGUCCCCCGCCUGGCGCCCAGGAACGAAGCCUACCUGAUCCUUAUGGAUCAGGGAGGGGAGGAUCUCAUUCACUCCGAGGGAUAAUAAUUUUGUGAAAAUUUUCAGAUCCGAAUUUAAUAAAGCUAUGGGCCUGUAGUUCCCGCAUAACGUAUGAUCUUUGUCGGUUUUGGGUAUGAGCGUAAAGUGUGAGGACUGCAUGUCCUGUGGAAUUUCGUCAUUGCCCAUAAACCCAUUGAACAAACGGACCAUAUGUGGGAGCAGGGUGGGUAGGAACACUUUAUAAUACUCAUACGGAAGGCCAUCAGGGCCCGGGGCCUUAUUGUUCGGAAGAAGUUUCAGAGUCUCUGAAAUCUCCUCGGCGGUGAUUGGGGAAUUAAGGGAGUGUAGAGCCCCCACCGGUAAAGUGGCCCCCCCGCUGGCUGCGAGGUAGAUCCAUACGCGGUCAGUGUAAGUCGCUUGGGUCGGUAAAUGCGGUAUAGAGGGAUUGUUAUAGAGGUCCGAGUAGUAGUCUCGGAGUAAUUGGGCAAUACGCUCGGGGUGGGAGUGAAGGGUGCCAGCUGGGUCACGUAGGGCGUGGGGAGCCGAGGCCUGAGUGUGUUCUCAAAGUUUACUCGCUAGAAGGGUAUAGGCUUUGUUACCUUUAUCAUAGUAUACCUGACGGAGCCUCUGAAGGGCCUUUUCAACCUUGCCUAUGUCUAUGCUUUUAAGAACUGCCCGGAGUCGUAUAAUUUCUCUUAAGAGACGGAUCGAAGACAAAGUCAAAAGUCUGGAUUCUAAGUCCCGUAGUCGCUGUGCUGUAUGAAAUUUUUCUUUUGGGCCGUAGAGACCGCUAUACAUUGGCCACGUAUGACCGUUUUGUGUGCCUCCCAGAGGGUUCCCACAGAGAUCUCCUGGGUAUUGUUCUCUGCGAAAUACAGCUUUAAAGGGUUUUCUAACUCUGACCUAUGUGCGAGGUCCUUUAAGAGGAAGUCGUUGAGUCGCCAAUGGCAGCGUCUGACCCUAGAGGGAUCCAAUUUAAGUUUCAAGAGGAUCGGAGCAUGGUCCGACCAUGAUAUAGGCAGAAUUUCUACAUCAGUAAUCACCCGCAGCGAGGGGGCAUUAGCAAAAAAGUAAUCUAGCCGUGCAUGUGUGCGAAACGGGUGGGAGUAAUGGGAGUAUUGACGUUCAGUCGGAUGUUCCACACGCCAGGCGUCAAACAGGGCAAACUUACAGGUGAUCUGUCGGAAUUGUUGGGAUUGUCUAACAAGGCGUGGGGAGGGGAUUUUCUUGUUAAGGGAUGUCUUAUCUAGAGUAGGGGAGAAUGGGAGGUUGAAGUCCCCUCCUACUACUAAAAAGGAAUGUGUGGUUCUAAAUAGGCGGUUGUACACCUUGGUCACAAAAGACAUCUGGUUCACAUUUGGUGCAUAAAUAUUGCAGAAAGUUAUGUCAGAGUGUUGCCAUCUGCCACUAAGGAUCAGAAACCGUCCCUGGGGAUCGGAGUUGGAGGAGGUGGGUGUAAAUGGAGACCCUUUCUUUAUCAAAAUGGCCACCCCUGCUUUCUUUUUGGUAUUGGCGGCCAAAAAUCCCACGGGGAAGAAUCGUGACGCAAACGCCAGAGUGCCCGUCUUAUUAAAGUGUGUUUCUUGUACAAAGAUGACCUCCGCUCCAGAGUCCCUGAAACUUCUCAGUGCUAGUUGCCGUCUAAAGUUUGAGUUAAGCCCAUUAACAUUAUGUGAGUAAACCUGCACCAUGUUGGGGUUGAGAUGUAGACAAGAGACAGUGGAAGGACGUGCGCCAGUGUGUUAUAUACUUAUCGAGCCCAGAGAUCCAGGGAGACCAGACUGGAGACCAGAGACGCGUUUAAUGUCUCUUAUUACAUCUUAUACUCAUGAUUUCACAGCAGCACAAUAUAUAUUGCAUCAUUCCUCCCUGCCUCAUUCAACAUACAAGUAAUCGAUUGUAUUGCACCUCAUCAAUGCUGCUAAACUUUGUAUAGCCAAUAAGUGGACACAAUCGUCACCCCCUGUUGUUUCUGACUGGUUAAAUAAAGUAAGACACAUAGCCGAAAUGGAAGAUCUAAUUCAACAAUCCAGGGACUCUCCUAAAACUUUUUAUGACAAAUAGGCUUGCUGGUUACAUUUUAAAAAAAUCGACUAAAUUUCAACUGCUAAUGAAUGCAUAAAUAUGACUUCAUUCAAGUUUUCUCUUUUCCCUGUAACCCUUUUCUUAAAAUCUUGAUUUGGUUAUAUUCUAACUAUCUUACACUCAAUCUUUUAUAUUCUAUCCCCUAUCGUUCCCUUUAUUCCUUUUCUUCCCCUUUUCUUAUGUAUUCCUUUAAAUUUGUUCACCUUUGACUAAUUGAACAUUACAUGACUUAACUUAUAAACACAUUUUGAUCUCCCUUUUUGAGAAUAUUAUUCAUGAGUUGUAUGUACAAAGAUAUGUAUUUAUGUAUUUAUUUAAUAUUCUGUAUUUAUUUUUCUGAAAUUCCAAUAAAAACAUUUGAAACAAAA
This is a messenger RNA of Rana temporaria (common frog), 4914 nucleotides long. RefSeq names its product interferon gamma receptor 1 (gene IFNGR1). The record is from RefSeq and is a predicted model, not a curated record. Bases 149 to 1111 code for a protein of 320 amino acids. Gene Ontology annotation, molecular function: protein binding. NCBI's taxonomy places the organism in Eukaryota, Metazoa, Chordata, Amphibia, Anura, Ranidae. The transcript is spliced from 7 exons.